AUGGAGUACUCUGUGUGCUUAUUUAUUCUUGUGAGCUACGUUGAAAUUGCACACGCCAGAGUGUUCUCGGCUGAUCUAAAUGCACGUUCCGUGAAUCGCCUUCCAAGGGAUGUGCAAAAUACCGUGUUAACACCGCUACGUUUUCAUGUAGCGUCCAAAAUAUCUGCACGGUUUGCAAGUACACUUGUGACAAGUGUCAUGGAGAACAGAUCUCCACAGAGCAAGGAAGCUUUGUUUCUUGUUUACCUUCCUCAAGCUGCCUUCAUCUCCAACUUCUCGAUGGUAGUUGGUGGCAAACUAUACCUUGGACAGGUGAAGGAAAAGACUGCAGCUAGAGAGGAGUACGAAAACGCGAAGAACAAUAGUUUAAAUACAGGGCUUGUAAGUCAAAGUAACGACCGCGCUGUACGAGGAAUGGAUAGAUUUGAAAUCAGAAUUAACGUGGCACCUAACAGCACGGCUGAAUUUCGUUUAAACUAUCAACAGCUCUUGGAAAGAAGAAAAGGUUUCUACGAACAGGUAAUUAGUGUUCGCCCGAAACAGAUCGUCCCUGUGCUCAACAUUUCACUUGAUAUUCAAGAGCCUCAAGACCUAGCCUAUGUGGACGUGAUGAAGAUACGCAAAGAACCGAGCGAUUCGCUGGUAAGGGGUAAUCCUCUAGCUGUGACUAGACAGGCAUCGCCUAAAUCGGUUUAUAUCGAGUACAGUCCAAGUGAAGAAGAACAAAAAAGGCAGGGAUUUGAUGGAAUUGACGGAGACUUUAUAGUAAGGUAAACAAGAUUUGGUAUGUGACCUUUGUAAUUUAAAAACACAAUUUAAAUAAUUUAUACAUUAUAAAUUUGCGUUGUACAGAUCGAAGCAGACUGGAGAAUUUAAUACAUUUCUUGGCAACUUCAUAAUUCUCUUUCCUUAUCUUAUUUUGCAAUGCAGUUUAAUUACAUUCUAUGCUCCUUUUUAAUAGAAAAUGCUUAGGAAACGCGCGUAUAUAUGUUGCAUGAGAUCACGGAAGCAUAUAACGAAUACCUGUAUGCGAAAUAUGACUUACUGCAUGCAAACUGUGGAUAGAGGAUUAGGGGCGACAGCCAAAGGCAUCAUUUUUCUGUAGAAUUUUAAUAACUGCCGCUUUUAUUGUUUAUUAGUUAUAAUGUGAUAUUAUAUUUUCAACUGUGAUAUUUUGAAGGUGAUCUACUCCUCUUAUGACACUCUAUAGAAAACCAAUAUCAUUAUUUCUGAUAGCUAAAUUAUGCAAACGUAUAUAAGAUAACCAUAUUUAUUAUUCAUUCGAAAUAUUUCUCCGUUUCUCAUUGGCUAAAAUCACACGCAUAAUUCAUCAUAACCAGCUACUGCUGACCAAAUUUGAAAGAAUUUUGCCAUACUGAACCGAUGACGUCAAAAGUGCAGCAAAGUUGCAGAUUAUUGAACCGUUAAACGACAAGACCUGGAGACCAGGUUGAGUUGUUUUGGUAGUGAAAACAAAAAUGGCGGAACGUUUCACUUGUUUCACCAAGCAGAAAUAGGCGAACUAUUGGCUAAAAACAUAGCAAGAACAGCAAGAAGACGACUCGAAGAACGACGUCUGUUAUUUACAGAAUAUUUGCGGAGCUGAACAGCCCUUUAUAGAGUCUAAACAUGCCGAUAAACAUGCACUAUCGAAGAUGAACUUAACAUCAAUGGAGGUAAGCAUGUUUUCUUUUAGCUUGUUUUCAAACUAGGAAUUAUUUUGAAUGAACAAUAAUACAAUUAUUGAAUUCGGCUUUGGUACGUAUCAUCUGAAGAAUUAUGGAGAUAUCGGAGGGUGUUAUCCGCCUCGGCCGCUCGAUGUCCAUAAUUUUUCAGAUGAUACUCACCCUCAUUCAGUAAUUCAGUUAAAUGAAGCCUGCAAAGCAUGGGAAACUUCAAGCUCUAACGCACUUAUAAGUACUUUCAACAAACACUGAAUAAUUAUUUUUGUAUAGCUUUUAGUGACAGUUGCAGCUACAACUUUAAAUUGCACCCCUUUGGUGUAUCUCCCGCAGUUAUAAUGUUAUCGGCAUUCCGAAAUCCGUGAAGUUUUUGCUUAAUGACGUGGAGUCCGGAAUUCUGGUCUUCAGAAUCCAGAUUGGGCUAAGGGAUUCCGGAAUCCAGCUAAAGGUUGGAAUCUGGAAUCCAAGUUCCACUGACAUGAAUUUAGAACCCAUUCCUGGGGAUUUAGAAUCUACAGCGUGCAAUACAAAAUCCAAGGCUGUCUUCAAUUACCUUUAAAAUAACUAAGAUAGUACGCGCGCUCUGAUUGGCCGAGAGGAGUGUUUGCAUGAGAGUAUGUAAACAUGGUUGUGACGUCAAGAUGUUUUGCUUUUCGCGCGCUAAUCACGCAAGCACAAAUUUGAAAAAGUUUUUUAGUUCAAAACUCGACAAGUUGACUUUAUUUAUCCAUUCCUUCGUCGACUGAAACUUUGAACAUCUUUUCAAACAAGCUGUGUCAAUUUUGACACUUUAAGCGAGAAAAAUCCGUAUUUUGGAAAGCAUCUUUUUGCAAAACAAGAACUGAUUACGUGUGCAAGUCUUCGUGUACACGACUUUGCGACUGGUAAGAAUUUCUCUUUUAAUCAGUGCCAUAACAAAGAGUUUUGAGUUUUUCUCGGGAAAGUUAUUUUAUAAAUAAAGCUUUUUUCCUGUGUUUGCAUAAGUUUGCAUAACUGUCUCGAAUUCUCCCAACCUCUACCGUGUUUAUAUUAAGCUGUGCAAAUACGGAAAACGUUUUCUAUUGGUUCAAUGGUGCGAGAUAUAUACUAUGCUCCUGAGAUAUGCGAUAAGGAAAUUAUGAAGGUGGAGGUUCUGUUCCUUCAGCACUAAUUCCUGGAUCUCUUCCUAGGUAUGAUGUGCAUCACGGGAAAGAUGAAAGCGUUAUACAGGUACUUGGCUCCUAUUUUGUUCAGUUUUUCUCUCCAAGUGGAUUAAACUCGAUCGCAAAAAACGUGGUCUUUGUGAUUGAUGUAAGUGGUUCUAUGUCUGGAGAGAAGAUUUCUCAAACUCGCGAAGCCAUGCACGCUAUUUUAAGUCAACUCCGUCCGGGGGACUCGUUCAAUAUCGUUCUUUUCAGUGGCACGGUAUCUGUGUGGAAGUCUAAGGUAUCCCUAGUCGACGCUGGAAGCAUACAGGCUGCGAAAACGUUUGUGGACGAACGAGUGAAGGCAUCAGGUUCUACCAACAUCAAUGAAGCCCUGAUUAUGGCUCUCAAUUUACUCAAGCACAGCAUUCAACAAUCAAACUCUGAAAUCGCUGGCAAGUUUCCUAUGGUGCUGUUUCUUACAGAUGGGGAGCCAACGGCUGGAGAAACAAACACACCACAGAUACGUCGAAACAUUCUUGCCUCAAAUGGAAUUAAAGCGCCCAUUUUUGCUCUUGGUUUUGGCUUUAGCCUGAACUUUGAUUUCCUAACAGCAUUAUCCACAGAGAAUGAGGGAACAGCGCGCAGGAUUUACCAAGACAAAGACGCUGCAAGUCAGCUUGAGGGAUUCUUUGACGAGAUCAGCACACCUUUACUACUAAGAAUCAGAUUCGAGUACCCAGAAACCCUCGUGAAUGAAAAACAUACAACUGCACUUUCAUUCGCACAUUACUAUAAUGGAUCAGAACUUGUGGUAAGUGGAAAGCUUAAAGAGGGUGUUUCCUCUAGGAUGAUGUCCAUGAAUAUUCGCGGUUAUGACGGCCAAAAAAAUGUCACGUACUCUCCGGCGUCACGCACUCUUCUUGAGCUGACUAUUCCCUCGAAUGAAUUGCUCAUAGAGGAUCUGACCGAGCGUCUUUGGGCCUACAUGAAGAUCAAACAAUUACUUGUUCAGCUUUUGGUCUCUACUGAUGCCCACGAACAAGAGCGUCUAAAAUCUGAGGCGCUUCGGUUGUCACUGAAGUACAACUUUGUCACGCCACUAACCUCUUUCGUCGUGGUCCAGUCUGACGAGUACUUAGUAGCAGCGGACGCCAAGCUGGGCAGGGCUUACUCUACAGGACACAAAGUGCCUUUUCUUCGACUGUCAUUCCUUUUGAUAAGUUUAUUCUUUUUUGUGUUUGUCGAAUAGACCCUGAUGCCAGUUAAAAACUGUUAUAUCGUAGGACGAGAAAAUGAGUUUGCGCUGCUGACUCUCUCCAGAAACUGAUUAAAGCAUUUCAAAUGUAAGACAAUUAACAUACUUACACAGCAAUGCAAGAAAACAAGACAACUCCUAGGCCCGGUUCAGAUGCCGAACUUUCAUGAGCCGAAACAACUUCGAAUUAAGGCCGACCCAAAUUAUUUAGAUCGGCUAAAUUGAUUGAGACGCCGAUCUUAAUUCCAACCGAACUAAAUUCAGAAGGCGAAAAAUGCGCAUUUUGGUCAAACUGCUUACAAAAUACGUUAUAAGAAUUUAUGCUUGUUUCGGUACAUGAAAAGUUCGGCGUCUGAAUCAAAGGAGUUCCAAAGUCGAUCCAAAGGCGAAAUUCCCGGCCGGGCUAGGCGAAAAGAACGGCUGAGCCGUUCCAAAUUGAAAUAGGCGUUCCUAAUUGAUUCAGACGCCGAACUUUUCAUGUACUCAAUUCAAUGUAUUAGGUUCGGCUCAUGAAACGUACGGCGUCUGCACCGGGCCUUAGUCCGCUUAGUGCAAUUUCAAUUGCUAUCUCCGAUCCCCAGCAACAUGUUAAGAAUUUCACUCGAACGUUGUCAUUACAUUAAUCCUAGAGUUACAUUAGGAUGAGCUUGUGUUUCUGCAAAAUAUAAUGCUUUUCCCAGAAAGAUAAGUGGGGAAAGGGACCAUAAAAGCUUCGGAAGCCUUGCAGACCGUAAAUGUGAUAAGUCGCUUUUGUUUAUUAAUUAGAGACGAAAACUAAGUCAGUAACUGUGAACUCCCUCUAAGUGGAAUAACCGAGAAUGUGCCACUGGAACGGGGACUCAUGGCUUUUAGGUUCUUGAAUCUAGAACAAAGUAUACAAUUUUACUAUAUAGCAUCUUGAACAAGGUUUCGUUCUGGACCAUAGCCUUUAAAAGAAUGUAGAGGUUGGUAGUGAGUGGUCUACAUUUAGUGUACAUUUAUUUUGUGGUACCAAUACUAUUUUUUACAAACUAUCUCAAUCUAAUAUGAAGCUUUUUUAAGUCCUUGAUUCUGUUUGCCAGACGAGUUGUACCAAGGUCACAAUAUAAGGUCUGUUGUGUUAAAUAGGUUCAGGGCUUGGAGGUUUCAACUUCACUUGAGAACCCCCUCAAGUGGGUCAGAGGGUUGCAGGAAAAUGUUUCUUUAUCCAUAGCGAAACCCUAGAAAUAAUAAUUAAAAUAAUAAUUUUAAAACAGCAAUGUAACAAAGUGUUAAAAUCAAUUGAUUUUUACUGAAUCAAUAAAUCUCCUUUCCCAGUAAAGCGAGGUUCAAAAUUUAAG
Porites evermanni is the source of this 5383-nucleotide messenger RNA. The record is from the annotation of a GenBank genome assembly. Lineage: Eukaryota; Metazoa; Cnidaria; Anthozoa; Scleractinia; Poritidae.